CUGGUAUGGGGAUUUGAUGGACACAAGAGUCCUCAGCGUAGGGGGCCAAGACUUGUUUCUUCGUGUAGAUGCUAUUACUUUGGCUCAAAAUAAAAGAAAGAAAAAUAUCUUUCACAAGAAAUGGUUGAUGGUGAUUCUCACGGUGGGGCUUGCUUUGGUCACGGUUCUCAUGGUCUCCUUAUCUUGGUUGGCAAUGAAGAAGAGAAAAGGUAAAGGAAGACAACAUAAAUUGUUGUUUAAUUUGAACUUGAGUGAUACGUGGCUUGCACACUAUUCAAAAGCAAAGCAGGGCAAUGAAAGUAGGACACCUUCUAAAUUGCAAUUAUUUGAUCUAAGCACUAUAGCUGCAGCAACAAAUAAUUUCUCCUUCACUAAUAAACUUGGACGGGGCGGUUUUGGCUCAGUUUAUAAGGGCCAAUUAUCUAAUGGACAAGAAAUAGCUGUGAAAAGAUUAUCAAAGGAUUUAGGGCAAGGAGUAGAAGAAUUUAAGAAUGAAGUCACCUUAAUUACAAAACUCCAACACAGAAAUCUUGUGAAGCUUCUAGGUUGUUGUAUUGAAGAAGAAGAGAAAGUGCUAAUCUAUGAGUACAUGCCAAACAAAAGCUUGGACUCUUUCAUUUUUGAUGAAACAAAAAGAUCAAUGUUAACUUGGGAGAAGCGCUUUGAAAUCAUUAUUGGAAUUGCCCAAGGGAUCUUAUAUCUUCAUCAAGACUCAAGAUUAAGAAUCAUACAUAGAGAUCUAAAAGCAAGCAAUGUUCUAUUAGAUGUUGAUAUGAUCCCAAAAAUUUCAGAUUUUGGUAUGGCUAGAUUAUUUGGUGGGAAUCAAAUUGAAGGAAGCACAAAUCGGGUAGUUGGGACAUAUGGUUAUAUGUCACCUAAAUAUGCAAUGGAAGGACUAUUUUCAAUAAAAUAUGAUGUAUAUAGCUUUGGGGUUUUGCUAUUAGAGAUUAUUACUGGGAGAAAAAACACAACUUAUUAUUAUGGUAGCCCCUCCUUCAACUUAGUUGGAUAUGUUUGGAGCCUAUGGACAGAAAGCAAAGCCUUAGACAUAGUAGAUCUAUCACUAGAAAAGCCAAAUCAUACAAACGAAGUAUUGAGAUGCGUCCACAUUGGACUCUUAUGUGUGCAAGAAUUCGUAAUAGAUCGACCUACCAUGUUGACAAUUAUUUCCAUGUUGGGUAACAACUCCACUCUCCCUCUUCCUAAUCAGCCUGCAUUUGUUGUGAAACCAUGUCAUAAUGAUGCAAACUCACCUAGUGUAGAAGCUUCUAUAAAUGAGCUAACAAUAACUAUGGAUGCACGUUAA
Molecule: messenger RNA, 1306 nt
Organism: Vitis vinifera (wine grape)
Lineage: Eukaryota; Viridiplantae; Streptophyta; Magnoliopsida; Vitales; Vitaceae
Product: G-type lectin S-receptor-like serine/threonine-protein kinase At1g11410
Exons: 7
Coding region: 17-1306 (429 amino acids)
Biological process (GO): protein phosphorylation
Molecular function (GO): protein kinase activity; ATP binding
Source: RefSeq, a predicted model, not a curated record